Molecule: messenger RNA, 2525 nt
Organism: Nymphalis io (European peacock)
Lineage: Eukaryota; Metazoa; Arthropoda; Insecta; Lepidoptera; Nymphalidae
Exons: 2
Coding region: 337-855 (172 amino acids)
Source: RefSeq, a predicted model, not a curated record
AGUCUUUGGUAAGUAAGUUAAUAAUGAGAAAUUAGUCUAGAUAUGUACAGUAAAAUUACAUAGAUUUCACUCAUCUUUAAAACGAUUCAAAAUUUGAAAUCGAAUAAUCUCAUAUCAUAUGUGUCAUCUAUUUUAUACGUGACAUUGGCAGAAUAUUUUGCGCUCAAAUAGCGUAGAUACACGCCGGAAAAGGUGAAAAAAAAAGUGAAAUUAGAAGAUGGCGGUGCAAAAUUGAAACCUAUUUGUGACGGAUAUUUGUUUCAGAAAUCAAAGGAACCGAUCAUAUAAUUUUAUAUUUACAUUGUUAUAAACGACGUUUAUAUAAAAUUAAAAUAAAUGGAAAUUAAUGCAAAUAACAUGGUAAAACACAAACGAUUCUGUUGUGAUGAUGAGACUGGAGAAGUUAUCACGUAUCAAAUCAAUAAUGAAACAGGAGAGCAUUCUAUACUGAACAAAAUUCCUUCUAUAUUUUCCACCAAACAUACGAAAAAUACGUUUUUUAAAUUCCCAAAAGGAUAUAUAAAUAAGUCUAAGAAAUUUCAAGCUCUUAAAGAGAAUAUUUUAGCUGGAGCAAAUACAACAAGCCCUAGAUUGUUUCUCAUUAUACCUACUCUUAUGAUAUUUCCCAGCCUUGUUUGUGUCAUUUUAAUGUUGCUUGAAACAUUGUUACAUGUAAGGUGCCACAAAAAAAAUAAAAAUUUAAAAGAGCCAAAUUUAUAUUACAGAAGUCCUUUUCAUGUUAUAACCAGCACAUUUUGUGGCUUGUGCCGUGAUAGUGACAUGGUAUCUAAAAUAGGGCAGAUACAGGCCAAAAGAAGAUACAGAUAUGAUUAUCUUAGGGGAUUAGCAAUUUAGUCUAUUUAAUUUUCUAUACAUUUGAAAUAUGUAAAUUUAAAAUAAUUUGUUGUUAAUAAUUUAUUUUAAGUAUGGAACUUUUAUUACUAGUUUUAAAAAAAAUUAUUGAUUUGUUGUAUAGUGUAAUGUGAGUCAUAAAUUUAAAAAAUGUUUAAAAAUUGGAAAUUUGUUAAUUUUUACAUUCAUAAUAAUACUAUAACAUAUAGUAUUUUUUAACUAAGAAUCACAAGUAAAAAAAAAAGUUUUCUGUAAAUCAAUUUCAUAUUGAAAUCAAUGUAUAUGAAGUAAAUUUAUGUACUACAAUUAUAUACAGUUAAUAUUGUAUUUGCUUAUGAAUAAUUGCUGUUAAAAUCAUAAUUUCAUAUGUAUAUCAUGUACUAUCAUGAUAUAUAUUUAAAAAACAUAUGAUUAUAAACCAUAGAAUGAAAUAUAAAUAGUUAUAUAGAUGUGUCUAAGGAAAAACCUUUUUCUCAACAUUAUUUCCUUAAACCCAUUGAAAUGUAGGACAAAUGAUUUAAAACAAUUAAUUUUACACAAUCAUUACAUUAACAUUUAUUUAUUUUAUUCUAUAGUCAGGCAGACUGGCAAAUGAGCCAAUGCAACACUAACCUUGGAAACUAAGGUGUCAUGUCCCUUUUGCUUGUAGAUACAAUUUCUCAUGCACACUUCAAACCAGAACACAACAAUACUAAGUAUUGCUGUUUAAUGAUAGAAUAGGUAGGUUGUACAUAGUUUACUGGUGGUAGGGCUUUGUGCAAGGUCGUCUGGGUAGGUACCACCCACUCAUCAGAUAUUCUACCGCAAAACAGCAAUACUUGAUAUUGUUGUGUUCCGGUUUGAAGGGUGAGUGAGCCAGUGUAAUUACAGGCACAAGGGACAUAAAAUCUUAGUUCCCAAGGUUGGUGGCGCAUUGGAUAUGUAAGUGAUGGUUGACAUUUCUUACAAUGCUAAUGUCUAAGAGUGUUGGUGACCACUUACCAUCAGGUGGCCCAUAUGCUCGUCCGCCUUCCUAUUCUAUAAAAAAAAAAAAAAAAGUCCUACCACCAAGUAGGCCAUGCUCUAACUUUAGUUGACUUCAAUAUAAAUGUAUUAAAAAAUGGUAAUGUACUUAAAACUUAUUUAUUACUAUUUAUGUAGUAGUAAGUAAUUUUCAUUUGUUGGUUUUUUGCUACAAUAGUUAGGUUGUAAAAAUCAUUUAUAAGGCUAACUUUAAGAUGUACACUGCUAUUUUGCAAUCACCAAGGGUGCCUUUUGUGACACAUAGUUCUUUUGUUCAUGUUACAUUACAAAAUAUUUUUUAAAUAAUUACAUUUAUUGAAUUUCAAUACAUACUAAGAACCAUAUAGCUUACUUCUGUAGAAGUCUUUCUUUAUAGAAGUGUAUUUUUUUGUUAUCAUUAAAUAUUUGAAACCCAUAGUAAAUAUUUACUUAUUAAGAUAUUUCUUAAGACAUAAUAUCUUUAAAUUAUAUCUUCCAUAAUAUAUCACUUUGUAUAAAUAUAUCGUAUUUAAAUAACUAUUUGUGUACAAAUGUUAUGUCAAGGAUAUUUUCUAAUUUAAAUAAAAAUUAUGAAUAGUUCUCAAGCUAUGCAUAAAGGAAUGGGGUUUAGUUAAAUGGUGGCUGCAUUACUUGAUGUAUUAUGUAUAUUCCAAAAUAAACUGUCCCUGAUA